AUGAGUACGCAGUUAGCCAAGGGGCGACGCAACUGCGGCGAAUCUCGGCGUGAAACCGCCCUGCGCGAGGUUACCGAAGAGACAGGCUUUGCUUGUCGCCUUCUUCCGGUAAAUAUGCAUACUCGCGCCCCGCCAGCGAUAGAAACGGAACAGUUAGACGACCUAGCGCGUUUUUACACGAAUAUUUGCGAGCCGUUUACUUUGCAAAUCCGCCGCUUUAAGCAUAACAACGUCAAGCUUAUUUGGUGGUUCGUCGCUGUUGUGGACGAGGACGUUUCACCAAAGGAAACCAUGGAGGACAGAUGCGUGGUGGAAUUUUACAGCUAUACAGAGGUUCUGAACAAGCUGACGUUUCAGAUGGAUCGUGAUAUGGUCAAGAAAGCUAUCAAGAUCGUGGAGAACACUUAUACGGAGUGA
Molecule: messenger RNA, 417 nt
Organism: Trichoderma aggressivum f. europaeum
Lineage: Eukaryota; Fungi; Ascomycota; Sordariomycetes; Hypocreales; Hypocreaceae
Exons: 1
Coding region: 1-417 (138 amino acids)
Biological process (GO): AMP biosynthetic process; ATP biosynthetic process
Molecular function (GO): bis(5'-nucleosyl)-tetraphosphatase (asymmetrical) activity
Source: RefSeq, a predicted model, not a curated record